Molecule: messenger RNA, 1953 nt
Organism: Neolamprologus brichardi
Lineage: Eukaryota; Metazoa; Chordata; Actinopteri; Cichliformes; Cichlidae
Source: RefSeq, a predicted model, not a curated record
UCAUCCGAGUUUUUUCCAUGUCCGCACUGCACUGUCUCCUUUACUGACUUGGACUUCCUGGAGAAGCAUGUUAAGUGGGUCCAUCAGAAACAGUACCUUGCGAAACUCAACACAUGCAUCUCAAGCCGCACACUAAAUCUCAUCCCCAAAUACAGCUGCGGUGCAUGCAGCAGUACCUUUAACUCUAAAGUACACCUCAGGGUCCACGUACGUGAAGUCCACCCUUCUGCCCCUCCCCGCAGGCUUCACCCUUGCCCAACCUGUGCUCGCAGCUUCCAGUACCUGAAGAACCUAAAAAAUCACUGUCAGCGCUGGCACAACAUGUCUGUGGUUACUAGAGGAGGAUAUCUCAGUUGUGCUGAUUGUGGAAAGAGUUUCAAAACUACCUGGGGUCAAGGACCUCAUUUGUGUCAUGAACUAGAUAGCACAGAGCCUGAAGAUAAACCAAUCUGUCUGGACACUGGUGUGGAGUGUCCAGAAUGUGGUAAGAAAGUGCGCACACCUCAAAGCCUGGAAGACCACAUGCGCACCCACACAGGCGACCGGCCGUUUGUCUGCAAGGAUUGCGGCAGGAGGUUUGUAGAGCGCAGCGGCUGGCGACAACACAUGAAAAUACACACAGGGGAGAAGCCCUACAAAUGUCAGGUGUGUGAGAAAGCCUUUUUAAGGUCCCACCAUCUUAAGUGCCAUUUAACAACACACUCUGGCAAGAAGGAAUAUUCCUGCUCGGAAUGUGGAAAGGAGUUUGGAUUGAAGUCUAGCCUGGAUCUACACCUGAGGACACAUUCAAGUGAAAGACCCUUCCACUGCAAUGUGUGCGGGAAAAACUUUAACACUCAGAGAAACCUGAGGGUUCACACUAAACUUCAUACCAACGAGAAAGCUCAUCAGUGCGGAGACUGCGGGUUGAAGAUCGGAGAUCUCGGCGCUUUAAAAAUACACUUACGAACACACACUGGUGAAAGGCCUUACCACUGCACUGUCUGCGGCAGUAGGUUCAUUCGCCUUGCCCAUUUAAGAAAUCACCAACGCACCCACACUGGUGAGAGACCCUACAAAUGUACUGAAUGCGAUAAGAGUUUCACACAGUCCGGUGACUUGGUGAAACACAAACGGAUACACUCUGGGGAAAAGCCCUUUGAAUGUCCCGAGUGCCACCGCUGUUACACUUCAUCUGGUGAUCUGGGGAAGCACAGGAGGAGUCACACUAACCUGCGCCCCUACACAUGUCAAGAAUGUGGGAAAAGCUUUCGCCUGUCGGGCCAUUUGAAAACUCACAUGUUAACUCACACAGGCGAGAAGCCGUAUUCUUGCCCUAAAUGCCUCCGCAGGUUUGCCCGCUCUCACCAUCUUUCCGGUCACGUUGCCAAAUGCCGCUAAGCUUCAAUGAGAAGAUUGUAAAUAGGACAGUGCUGACUUUAAGUUGCAAGUAAAAGUACACUACCCAGUCUGUUUUUGUUUGGUUUUUUUAACUUUUUUUUUUUUUUUUUAAAUGAAUGUGUUAAAACGAACUCUUAACUCUAAAUGUAAUGCAUGAAAUUUUUUACACAUCAAAAGUAAAAGGCUGUCGUCACGCUGCCGUGCAGGCAGCGGAGCGGCGUGGGGAACCAAGUUUGUGUAAAAAUCUGAGUUCAAAUCUCAGUGAGCUCAAUGUAAAGGUCAGAGGUCAGCAUUUCUGAAAAUCAUCUAGUAUUUUCAAAUGUAUGCCAUAGGUCCAUCUACAAGGAGGCAGAUGGGUAGAACUGGCGGUUGCCAGUAGUUUUUCUUUUAACGGCACUGUCUCAACAAUAAUCUGUUUUUGCAAAACACUAUAAAGAUAGCUUGAACAAAUCAUAUGAAAUUCUGCUAAUGGAUUGUUUUUGUUCUUCCACUUGUUGAUUACUAAAUUAUCUGUAAUACAUCAAUGAAAGUUUGAAGUGCAAGGUGUAUCCCUGUAUUUAUUGCUUUUAUAUA